AUGAAAAUUGCCCUCUUUGCAGUUCUUCCUGAUGAAGGGCCACGAAUAACCGGUGGUCGUUCCCGCUACCAAGUAGGGGAGGUCGUUCGCAUGAACUGCACAUCCGCACCCUCGAAACCGGCCGCCCUGUUAACUUGGUUCAUCAACGGCGAUGCGGCCGAUACCCAGUACCUGAAGGGACCGCACAUUACCGCCGUGGACGAGAAGGGUUUGGAGACUGCGGUAUUGGGCUUGGAGUUUCGCGUGGCCAACAAACACUUCAAGCGGGGCGACAUGAAGCUCAAGUGCUUGGCCACAAUAGCGACCGUCUAUCUGCAGAGCAAGGAGGAGAGCGUGGAAGGAGACGAGAGGAUCCUGAAAGCCCCGGUGAUGGAGAGCCGCGAGACCAGCGCGCAGAGCCACACUCGCAACGACUUAAUCAAUGAUGGAACCUAUGACAUUAGGAUCACCUGUUGCAAGUCCAGUUCAGAGUCCUGGAAGUCCAGCAACUUCUGCGUAUCUCCCAAGUUUUCUCUUAGGUGAUACAACAACGCCUACUAAAAUAAAUUUAAUGACUCCACAAGAUACGCCAAAGCAAUUACACAUUGGACACAGUGGAUUAACUUCUCCACUUUCUCACUAUGGUACUCCGGACUAUCGUAGUAAUCGACAGAAAGCAGUGUUUGGAAGUGCUAAUACUCCCAAUACAUCUCAAAUAGUCACAGAAAGCCAUACUGGUGGACCCCCAACAAGAGGACUAUUUGAUUCUCUAGAAACUUCUCAAAAUGCAUCACCCUACUUGUCAGCAACAAAUCAAAGUAUAACAUGCAGCCAGUCGAAACUUUUGACGACUAGCAUGAACAAUUCUAUAUUUAGGGAUGGUGCAAUGAGUUCUAAUACAACUGAAUCACAAGGUCUUUUGCAAUGGGUGACUGUCUUUGGUUUUCCACCUAAUGAUAUGACUACAGUUUUGGCUCACAUCUCUAGUAGAGUUCGUGUAGUGGACAAGCAUCCUGCUCCACACUCACAGAGCAAUUGGAUACAUCUAAAAUGUGCUUCUGAAUUAGAAGCGCAAAGAGCAUUCGCGUGUAAUGGAAAUAUAGUGUCUGGAUCUAUAAUGAUUGGCGUAAUUCCUUGUACAGACGAAGGUGUUAUAUUAGGAUCGGAGAAAGAAAGUCGUUCGAGAAUGAACGGAAGUAUUAAGUGUUUUUCUAAUCUAGGAAGAGUUACUCAAUCGCCUGAAUACAGUACACCACGUACACCAAUGAGAAUGCAAAAUGCAAGACCAUUGGCAGCUGGUUACAAUCAAAAUCUUAGUCCCCAAUCGGUAAGAUCGCCGGAGAAUGUUCCACAGAAGUCUACAGGUCUAGUUUCAAAAGCAAUGGAAUAUAUGUUCGGAUGGUAA
Messenger RNA from Heterotrigona itama, 1384 nucleotides. Lineage: Eukaryota; Metazoa; Arthropoda; Insecta; Hymenoptera; Apidae. The record is from the annotation of a GenBank genome assembly.